Molecule: messenger RNA, 1648 nt
Organism: Gastrolobium bilobum
Lineage: Eukaryota; Viridiplantae; Streptophyta; Magnoliopsida; Fabales; Fabaceae
Product: putative disease resistance RPP13-like protein 1
Exons: 2
Source: RefSeq, a predicted model, not a curated record
UAUCGUGUUGCAUGAUUAUGUUGGAAACUUAAUGCAUCUGCGGUACUUGGAUCUUUCUUACACUGCAAUUGAGCAUCUACCUGAUUCUGUAAGCACUUUGUAUAACUUGGAGACACUCUUGUUGUUAGGUUGUCGUCGACUCACCAUGUUACCAGCAAACAUGUCCAACCUUGUCAACUUGCGCCAUCUUGAUAUUAGUGGAAGCAGGGUGACUGAGAUGCCAGCAAAAUUUGGUAGACUAAAAUCUCUCCAAGUUUUGACUAGUUUUGUUGUUAGCAGUGACGGGGGAUCAAAAGUUAGUGAGUUGGGGGAGCUUUCCGAACUUCAUGGAACACUUUUGAUUGUGAACCUGCAGAAUGUAGUUGAUGAAAGAGAAGCCUUGAAUGCAAGGUUGAGGAGAAAGAAACAUCUUCAAGAGCUAGAAUUCAAGUGGACGACUACAACUCAUGAUGUACAGAGUGAAACUAAUGUACUCGAAAUGCUAGAGCCACAUCAAAAUGUGAAAAGGCUCAAAAUUCAGAAUUUUGGUGGUAAUAAGUUGCCAAAUUGGUUGGGGAGUUCUUCAUUCUCUAGUAUGGUGUUUCUAUAUCUUUCAGAGUGCGGAAGUUGCUUGUCAUUGCCAUCCCUUGGACAAUUGCCCUCCCUCAGAGAACUCUAUAUAGCAAAGAUGACAAGCCUACAGAAGGUGGGUCCUGAAUUCUAUGGGAAUGCAGUUGAGCCAUUCAGAUCAUUGAAGAUCAUGAAGUUUGAGGACAUGCCCAACUGGAAAAAGUGGUCAACCAUUGAACUUGAACAAAGUGGGGGGUUCCCUUCACUCCAAGAGCUUUACAUACAGAGAUGUCCUAAACAGACCAGAAAGUUACCUCAUCAACUUCCUUCAUUGGAUAAAUUAGUGAUCACUGCAUGUCAAGCUCUCACAGAUUCAAUGCCAUGGGUUCCAAGAUUGAGAGAAUUAGAGCUAACUGGUUGCGAUGCAUUGGUAUCAUUAUCUGAGCAAAUGAUGCAGGGAAACACAUGUCUUCAAAUCAUGGCCAUAAACAAUUGCUCAUCUCUAGUCACCAUCCCUAGGGAUGGCCUACCAAGUACACUAAGAUCACUUGAAAUCUAUGAGUGCAGGAAUUUACAACUAGUCCAUCCUAAGAGUUUGAUGCAGGAGUCUCACUACUAUCAUUCCCUUGAGAGAUUACACUUAAAAAGUUGUUGUGAUUCUCUCAUCUCCUUUCCAUUAUCACUCUUCACCAAGCUUGAAGAACUUCAUGUACAAGACUGUAGCAAUCUCCAGUUGAUUUCAUCUGCUCCAAACAGUCUCCCAUAUCUUCGAAAGUUGAAACUGAAGGAAUGCUCCAAACUGGCUUGGUUCCCUGAAGGAGGGUUGCCUGCAAUGACAUCACUGACUUCUCUUCAUAUCAGUGGACUUCCCAGUCUCACUUCACUAGAGCACACUGGAAUUCAGUACAUUGCCUCUCUCAAAAUUCUGAAGAUUAAAGCUUGUGAUAACCUUGCAUCCCUACCUUUACACAGAUUAGUUACCUCCCUUUCUCAUCUUACCAUCAGAGCAUGCCCAUUGUUAACGUUGCUGUGUGGAAGGUACACAGGGGAAUACUGGGAUAUGGUUUCUCGUAUACCCUCUAGAGUUAUUGAAGAUUAG